Phragmites australis (common reed) is the source of this 1049-nucleotide messenger RNA. RefSeq names its product protein S40-7-like. The record is from RefSeq and is a predicted model, not a curated record. The coding region runs from base 198 to 626 and encodes 142 amino acids. The transcript has a single exon. Lineage: Eukaryota; Viridiplantae; Streptophyta; Magnoliopsida; Poales; Poaceae.
CAGGAUGAAAACCAUAUUUCGUAGAACCCAAAGGACCAAAUUGCAAGAAUGGAAAAGUAUAAGCUCUCGCUCCACCGCGCCCGCCUCCCCUCGCCGCCGGUAUCGUGUCCUCGCUCGUUCGCGCGCGCACUUCUCAUGCCGGAGCGCCGCCACAUCGCCGGAGAUUCGCCGUACUGGUGAUCCCCGGAGCAACCACGAUGGACCGUCUCCUUCUCUCCCGUCCACCCAUCCCCGUCCCGGCGGCCGCCGACGGCGACCUCCUCGAGCUCGACGUCCUCUGGCCCGCCUCCGCCUCGUCCCCGCGCGGCCUUGGCCUCCUCUCCGCGCUCCCGGAGGAGGACGGUAAGAAUAAGAAGAAGCGCACCGCGCUGACCGCGUCCACGAUGGCGAGGUCGGCGCCGGUGCGGAUACCUUCGGAUGUGAUGGCACGGAGGGGGAGGUGGGCCCAGGCCGGCGUGGGCGGGUGGGAGGACGUCGGGGAGGCCAUGGUCCCGCCGCACGAGGUCGUCGCGCGCCGUGCGGCCGCGCACAGCUCGAUACUGGAGGGCGCCGGGAGGACGCUCAAGGGCCGCGACCUCCGCCGCGUCCGCAACGCCGUCCUGCGCCGCACCGGCUUCCUCGAUUGAGUCGGAGGCGAGUCGUCACGUCGCUUUCGUCAUAAAUUUUUGACCAUUUAUUUUCUCAAUUGUGGGUUCCGAUCCGGCUGUUUUGAUUUCUUCCCCUGAAGAGAUGGGGAUUCAAAGAAUUGAGGUGAGGUGACAUGAGUGAGCAAGGAGUAUAGCACGAUGUAAUAACAGUGUCGUUCCAUUCCAUCACAUAUAUAUAUGCAAAUUUUGGCCCUUAUAUUUGUUCGAUUUGCAUGCUGUCUUGAGAAACAAUUUUUUUUUAGGAGCCAUAAGGGGAAGAAAUUAGUGGUUGGGUGGUAUAGGAAACGUAGUUUCUUAUGAAUCAUAGCGAGUUCUAUGCUUAUGUUUGGCAAUUUGCUAAUAGUCCCUGAAUUGGGAGCUUCUUGGAAUGAUUCAGGCCUAAAAUGGGUGCCAAAAAUGCAA